Messenger RNA from Malurus melanocephalus (red-backed fairy wren), 3026 nucleotides. It is a transcript of the gene TMEM41B, whose product is annotated as transmembrane protein 41B. The transcript is spliced from 7 exons. Lineage: Eukaryota; Metazoa; Chordata; Aves; Passeriformes; Maluridae. The record is from RefSeq and is a predicted model, not a curated record. The coding region runs from base 16 to 1077 and encodes 353 amino acids. Gene Ontology annotation, cellular component: endoplasmic reticulum membrane.
CACAGCAAAGCUGUAAUGCCGAGAAAAGCGCAUGCGCURUGCGGCGGGGGCGGUAGCGCGGCCGCGACCCGGUGGGGUGAGGAGAGGAGGAGCAGCCGGUCCCGCCUCUUUCUUCUCCUCCUCCUGCCCGCGGCUCAGGGUGCCGCCCGUCCCGCCUUUUGCUCCCCGCGGCACCCGGUGCCGCCGAGGCCUGUGCCGGCCCUGAUUCGCCGGGCCCCGGGUCGUCGCGGAGCCAUGGCGCAUCGAAGGUCGGCGGAACGCGGGCCUUGCCAGGCGGCGGCGACGGCGGAAAGUGCCAGGCACCAGCGGCAGCUUCUGGAAGGGAAAGCUCUUGCAGAAGGUGGAUCAGCUCGGACAUCACUUCUUAUUUUAGUGUCCAUCUUCUUAUCAGCUGCUUUUCUUAUGUUCCUGGUAUAUAAAAAUUUCCCACAACUUAGUGAGGAAGAAAGAGAAUGUAUAAAGGUUCCUAGAGAUAUGGAUGAUGCAAAGGCCUUGGGAAAAGUCUUGUCCAAAUACAAGGACACAUUUUACGUUCAAGUGUUAGUGGCUUAUUUUGCAACAUACGUUUUCUUGCAAACAUUUGCUAUUCCUGGGUCUAUAUUUCUCAGUAUCCUGUCAGGGUUUCUUUAUCCCUUUCCACUGGCCUUAUUUCUUGUUUGUUUGUGCUCAGGACUUGGAGCUUCAUUUUGCUAUAUGCUUUCAUACCUAGUGGGGCGUCCUGUUGUGUACAGAUAUUUAACAGAAAAAGCAGUAAAAUGGUCAGAACAGGUUGAACGACACAGAGAACAUCUCAUUAAUUACAUAAUAUUUCUGAGAAUAACCCCUUUCCUUCCAAACUGGUUUAUCAAUAUCACAUCUCCUGUAAUCAAUGUGCCAUUGAAAGUGUUUUUCAUUGGCACUUUCCUAGGUGUAGCACCACCUUCUUUUGUAGCCAUUAAGGCAGGAACAACGCUGUACCAGCUUACAACAGCAGGGGAAGCUGUUUCCUGGAACUCUGUUUUUGUUCUCAUGAUUCUAGCCAUCCUGUCCAUCCUGCCAGCUCUCUUCCAGAAGAAACUGAAACAGAAGUUUGAAUAAGGAUCAAACUGGACCAGAGUUUCCCAUACUUCAUCUCAGGAUCAGCACUUCUGAUAUUUGUAUAUUUGCUUUUCUAUUGGAUCUUAAACAAUUAAAGAGGAGGCUUGUAAGUGGUAAGAAUGUCUUUUAAUGAACACAUGGCCUUAAACUAAAGGAAAUGUGUUCAGAAAUGUACUGCAUAUUGUUUUGUAAUCAAACCACCAAUGUUUUACUUUGGGAGGAUGUGUGUGGCUCUCAGGAUAAUGGAAGGGAGAACAUAGAUGUAACAUUUUGCUCUGGUUACAUGCAGAGCAAAAAUUGUAAUGUAGACAUAAACUACAGGUGAUGCUUUCUAACACUUGCAGGAAAAAACCCUGGAUUAUUCAGUCCAACUUUUUAACGUUUGUGUAGGUUUGGACGUGAUCUGAUCUGAGUGUAUUUUUCACUAACAAUAUUUCCCUUAAUUUUUGCCUUGGGGAGUUUCAAAAUAAUAUAAAGGUGCUCACUCAGAAACAAAGGUUCUGUGCAGUACUUUAACUYCAAUGUUAUUCUCAUCCAGGUUGUUUACUUCUAUUUAUUAGUGCUGUGUUGAAUUAAAUACUUGAACCUCCAUCUGCUUUACUUACUGGAUUAACAAAGGCAAAGUGUCAGAUUGUUCCCUCUUGGCCCUUGUAAAGUUUUAUUCUGAGAGAGGAUAUAGGAAGGGAGGGAGCAGCUUAGAAUUCUUAUCUUGGCUAGCUGAUGGUUUUUAAGUUCUAAUUUUCUUUUUUUUUUUUCAAUGUUGAUUAUUUUGCCAAUAUUUCACUUGCAUAGAUUUAUCCUGCCAUCUUAAGAAAGUGAUCGUAUGGUUAUAUAAAACUUGCAGAUCUCAAGUGAUUUAAAAAUGCUUAAGCAGUGUAAUAUUGCCAUUUUUCAAGCAAUAUGUAAAGAGUAUAAAGUCUUUCAUUGCAGCUUGAUUAGCUGAAAGAAAUGUCAGGUACACAAACUGGUGCAGUUCCUAUCAAACAGCUGAUCCCAAAAAAUGUUCAAAGCACCAUGGAACAGCAGGCUCUUGUGUUAGUGUAUAUAAAAAUGGGGUUCUGUUGUCUGCUAAGUCUGUGACUGGCAGUGGGCAACCAGCCAUGACUCACCUUCAGUAGAAGUCCCUGUAUUCUCUCAGUAAGGUACAUGGUACCUCCCCUUGUGCUUCCAACUGUGGUAGUUUGUUGCGUCAUCAGUGGAACCCCAUAAAACAAAGCCCUGAGCAGUAAGGAACUGGGAGCACAUUUGAGUUUUAUCCUACUGAAAGCAGUGCUGCUCAUGUGGCUUAAACUGAUGCCCCUUGAGUAUCUUGCUGAAAAUGGAAUCAACACAUCAGCAUGUGCUCCAGUUCCAGGGUUUAUUUGUCUGUGUCCUUGUGUCAACUCAUGAUCAUAUCAUAGAUCUUUGAGAUGUAAGAGAACAGCUCAUGAAUGUGAUAAUGUGAAAGGUACUGGUACCUUUAAAGGGUUUAUUCAUUUUUGUAACAUAAUGUUGACUGCUUCAUUUCAUYGCAGUAUUAUAUGUAAAUAUAUAGUAAAUAUUAUUGAUACACCAUUUGUCUUUUAUUUAAAUUCAGGCUGCACAGUAAAUGAUAUUUUUGACAUAAGUAUAUAAAAGAAUUUAUAUCAGUUCUGUUUGCAAGUUCAUUGUAACAUCACUCAGCUUCAGCAAUUCUUUUGUUAUUUAGAAUUUACUCUAAAAGUGUACUUUGUCAUUUGAAACUGAACAGUGAUUACUUUUAUUGCUGCUGUUCUAAUCUCCAGAGCUCCUCUACCCAUGGCAUUUAUUCCACAGUAAACUUGGAUGUGAAUUGAGCUAUGUAAGCAAGUGUCCCCUGGACUCUACUGAGUGUGAAGCUGCUGUAGAUUUACAGCCUACUUUUUUUGCAGAGUUAACUUUUCAUGCAGAUGAACUCUCAAAAUAAAUUACUUACUACUUAUUUUCCAAUA